AUGGGGAAGCUGUUCAAGAAAUUCCGGAUAGAAAAAGCCAACGAAAGAAAAAAGUCUAAAGAAAAACCAAAAAUAAGAAAGACUCAAGAAAUAAAAAGCCAUUUAAAAGAACGCUCGGAAAUAGAAAAGAUAUUUUGGUGUCUCGAUGUUUCCUCAAAAAGAAAAAUAGGAUACAGAAAAAUCAUUGGCCUGGACGAAUCGGAGUUGGAGAGAAAUGUUCUUCUUGUGCUGGAGAAAGUACUAGAGAUAGUAGUAACCUUCGAUCCUGUUGAUGAUCUGUUCUAUUCAGUACUAAAAAGGUUAAUUCAUCUUAAAAAUAGCGCUUCCACACAUUCCACUCUUAUAGAUUACUUUCUUGCGUCCAUUCUUUGCGGAGUUAAUUACGAGAAGUUUGGAUGUUUUCUCUUCAGAUAUUUACCACAGCUUUUAUUAGACAAUAGAGACAGAAUUCUCUCUAAGAUUCCCGACUCCGAAUUGAAAAAGAAAAUAUCUGCACUUAAGCCAAAAAGUAAGUUUUCUACUAUCGAGUAUCGUCAGAGAUUCAUUAUACUAAAGGAUCGGGUACUGGUAAAUAUCGACUAA
Molecule: messenger RNA, 582 nt
Organism: Encephalitozoon intestinalis ATCC 50506
Lineage: Eukaryota; Fungi; Microsporidia; Unikaryonidae
Exons: 1
Coding region: 1-582 (193 amino acids)
Source: RefSeq, a predicted model, not a curated record